AUGAUUCGGCUAUUGAGACCAGUUACUCCGCAUCUUAUAUUACUGCAAGACGAGUUUUCCAUUCUAUUUGGCUAUAAAGGAACGCUUUCUGGGCCGCAGUUAGGUUUUCCGAGUCUGGAACAAAUUAUUCCAGAUAUUCAUUAUGCCGACUGCCAUCAUCUCGUUUUUCGAAUUCCACAUCGUGGCCCAGAACUCUCUGAUUUCAUCUAUCCCUAUAUUGUCUUUACUUGCGAACUUUUUCCGUGGCCUUACUCAGUUCUACGGGAGUUAUGUAAAGCUUAUUUUCUACGCUUACCUUCCUUUCCGAUGGCUUCUCUUUCUGCCUUGUCGUGUCUUCAUAGCAUUGUCGUGCCACCUGGAGCUGCUUUGCAAGAUCAGUCACUAACUUGGGGGUAUUCUAUGUGGCAUAUUUACCUGAAGCUUGGUUCGCUGAUCAAAGUAUGA
Thelazia callipaeda (thelaziosis nematode) is the source of this 444-nucleotide messenger RNA. The record is from the annotation of a GenBank genome assembly. NCBI's taxonomy places the organism in Eukaryota, Metazoa, Nematoda, Chromadorea, Rhabditida, Thelaziidae.